CUCUAAAGACACUGUCACUGGCAUUGAGCCAACAUGGCUACCUUUCGGCGUAAACAACAACAGCAUCAAGUAAACGGGGUUUGAGUGUAGGCCUAUUACCUCGCAUAUGGUCCGUCUCUUGGAUUUCGCAAAUAAUAUGCAACUAGAAAUAGUUAUGUAACCUACAACGAUGUGCCGAAGGUGUUUCUAAUUAUUGUCCUUCAGACAACUCAUCAUCCUCCUCUCCGCUGGGUAGCUCAAUAGCCAUGUCAUCGCAUCAGCCCACCAGUUCAGCCUCCAACAGUCCCACCAGCACCUUUGGCUCGCCUUUCUCAGUCAUCAGCCCCUCCCUGGGCUCCCCUGGUGUGGCACCCUCCAUGGGUUAUGGACCUAUUAGCAGUAGCCAGAUCAACUCUACAAUGGGGAUGCACUCAAUCAGCAGCUCGGAUGAUGUCAAACCCCCGUUUGGCUUGAGGCCUAUGUCUGCACACAGCCCUGGGAUAAUGCUCUCCCAGAAACGCAUGUGUGCCAUCUGUGGAGACCGCUCCUCUGGUAAGCACUAUGGUGUGUACAGCUGUGAAGGUUGCAAGGGCUUCUUCAAACGCACAGUGCGCAAGGACCUGAGCUACACCUGCAGGGAUAACAAAGAAUGCCUGGUGGACAAGCGCCAGCGCAAUCGCUGCCAGUACUGUCGCUACCAGAAGUGUCUGGCUAUGGGCAUGAAGAGGGAAGUGGUCCAAGAUGAACGUCAGAAAUCAGUCCAGGAGGAGCGUCAGAGGAUCAGGGAGCGAGAGGAGGGACUGGAGUGCAGCAGUGCUGUGAACGAGGAGAUGCCCGUGGAGAAGAUCUUGGAGGCAGAGACGUCCGUGGAGCAGAGGGCGGAGCUCCACUCUGAUGCAGGCUCCGCUGGCAGCUCUCCCCAUGAUGCGGUGACAAACAUCUGCCAGACUGCAGACAAGCAGCUGUUUGCGUUGGUGGAGUGGGCCAAGAGGAUCCCCCACUUCUCUGAGCUACCCCUGGACGACCAGGUCAUCCUCCUGCGUGCAGGGUGGAAUGAACUUCUGAUCGCCUCCUUCUCCCACCGCUCCAUCGCUGUGAAGGACGGGGUCCUGCUGGCCAAUGAGCUACACCGGGACAACGCACACAGUGCAGGGGUGGCGGCCAUCUUUGACAGGGAGAGUGUGCAGAGUGCUGAGGUGGGAGCCAUAUUUGACCGGGUUCUCACUGAACUGGUCAGUAAGAUGAGAGACAUGCAGAUGGACAAGACAGAGCUGGGCUGCCUCCGAGCCAUCGUCCUCUUCAACCCAGACGCUAAAGGUCUGUCCAACACCGGAGAGGUGGAGCUCCUGAGAGAGAAGGUCUAUGCGUCACUGGAAGCCUACUGCAAGCAGAAAUACCCAGAGCAGCAGGGAAGGUUCGCUAAGCUCCUCCUCAGGCUGCCAGCACUGCGUUCUAUUGGCUUGAAGUGUUUGGAGCACCUGUUCUUCUUCAAGCUGAUUGGUGACACCCCUAUCGACACGUUCCUCAUGGAAAUGCUUGAAGCACCUCAUCAGUUGGCAUAGAGGUGGUAGGAGAGGAGAGGUGUUCUGUGGCCGGGGUUAGAUAGCUUGGGUCUGGGAAUUUGCUGGAGUGGGACUGCACUUUUAGUUCUUUGGGGAAUUCAGCAUUUUGUCUCACUGCUGUCUGGGUUAUGCUAUUUAGUUCACCACCACAUUGUCUCUUUCAGAACAUACAUCCCCAAGACUUGUGAUCUACAGGCUGGUGCUAUAUAUUAAUAUAACUUCUUGAAUAACUGAGAUUUAAAAAAUAAAUAAAAUAAAAAA
Messenger RNA from Salvelinus fontinalis (brook trout), 1802 nucleotides. Its product is annotated as retinoic acid receptor RXR-beta-A-like. Gene Ontology annotation, cellular component: RNA polymerase II transcription regulator complex; nucleus. Gene Ontology annotation, biological process: retinoic acid receptor signaling pathway; cell differentiation; positive regulation of transcription by RNA polymerase II. Bases 246 to 1541 code for a protein of 431 amino acids. The transcript is spliced from 12 exons. NCBI's taxonomy places the organism in Eukaryota, Metazoa, Chordata, Actinopteri, Salmoniformes, Salmonidae. Gene Ontology annotation, molecular function: nuclear receptor activity; retinoic acid-responsive element binding; zinc ion binding. The record is from RefSeq and is a predicted model, not a curated record.